AUGUCUUCUUUACACAACGCCUCCUCGGCGCAUCCCCCAUCACGGACCUCCCAACACCUUUCCGCCCAUCGUGUCUCGUCAUCUCGACGGCGGCGCGCGCUCGCCCUUGCCAUCCUCCCUUUGCUCGUCGCACCAUCAUUUGCCGCUGCUGUCGGCGUCGCUGAUGCGAAGCCCGUGGCGGCCGUCGAUCCUGUCGGCACGGCGGCGGACGCCGUCGCUGCCGCCGAUGCCGUUGUCGGCAGCCUCUCCGCAUCGGGCGCCGCUGCUGUUCUCGAGGCGGCUGUGAGCCCUGGUGCUGCUGCGGCUGCGGGCGCCGGUGUCGCGGCUCCGGCCGCUGGUGGCGCCAAGAAGGCCGAUGCGGCUACCGCCCCGAAAGAGGUCCCGUUUGAUGGCAAGGACGGCCGGCCGCACGAAGGCCCCUUUGUUGAGAUUGACAACACGCGCAAGUCAGACAGCGAAAAGACCUCUGUGUACAUUGACGGCAAGAAGGUGCCCGAGAGCAACGACGGCGUCAUGGACGACAAGAACCGGGUGGCUCCCAAGCACGGCACGACGGGCAUGACGGGCGGUGUGUCCGAAAAGGACAAGCAGCGCAAGGCCAAGGAGGGCCAGACCGGCGAGCGUGUCGAGAACACGCCCGAAACGCCCAAGGAGGUGCCGGCGCUCCCGCACCACGAAGAGGAGAAGAUCCUCGGCCAGGGCCUCGGCAAGGACGGCAAGGACGGCAAGGACGAGAAGACCAAGGACGCAGCCGGCAACGACAAGUCCGGAUUCGGGAAACCCUCUGAUCUUCCCGACAAGACACACGACAAGGCCAUCCCCCUCCCCGGCUCCGCCCAGAAGGACCACCUCGACGUCAAGACCCCGGCCGACAAGUCCAAGCUCCCCGCGCGGCCCGCCGGCGACGACGACUCCACUCUGAUUCAUCCCACGGACUCUUUCCUCCUCUCCCUGACCAUGAUUCUCUUCUCCGAAGUCGGCGACAAGACCUUCCUCGUGGCCGCCCUGAUGGCCAUGAAGCACGACCGGGUCGUCGUCUUCACGGCCGCCUUCAGCGCCCUCGUCACCAUGACCAUCCUGUCGACGGUGCUCGGCCACGCCGUCCCCGCCCUCAUUCCCAAGCGCGUGACCAACUUCCUCGCCGCCGGCCUCUUCCUGGCCUUUGGCGGCAAGCUGCUGCGCGAGGGACUGGCGAUGGGCGCCCAUGAGGGCGUCGGUGCCGAGAUGCAGGAGGUCGAGAUGGAGCUGGCCGAAAAGGAGCACUUGGCCCGCGAGAACGGCCGUCGCAGCAGCCGCGCGGGCACCGGUGGUGUGCUCUCGCCCGACAUGCUGGAGAUGGGCCUCGGUGGGGCCGGCGCAUCCAACGGACGCCUGCCCCGCUCGCAGUCGCGCUUCUCGACCCCGAACCACAGCGCCUCGUCCUCGCUGUCGCCGCCCCGCGGCCGCGGCAGCUGGGGCGGCUCGGCCAACAGCGGCUUCGCCUCGUCGAUGAAGACGCUGGGCAGCGGGCUGUCGAACCUGGCCACGCUGCUGCUGAGCCCCGCCUGGGUGCAGACGUUUGUCAUGACCUUUUUGGGCGAGUGGGGCGACCGCAGCCAGAUCGCCACGAUUGCCAUGGCGGCCGGCCAGGACUACUGGUGGGUGACGCUGGGCGCCGUCGUCGGCCACGCCUGCUGCACGAGCGUUGCUGUGCUUGGCGGCCGUGCGCUGGCCGGCCGUGUCAGCAUGAAGGUGGUCACGGUGGGCGGUGCCGUCUCCUUCCUCAUCUUUGGCGUCAUCUACCUCUUUGAGGCCUUCUACAGCGCAUAG
Molecule: messenger RNA, 1809 nt
Organism: Sporothrix brasiliensis 5110
Lineage: Eukaryota; Fungi; Ascomycota; Sordariomycetes; Ophiostomatales; Ophiostomataceae
Exons: 2
Coding region: 1-1809 (602 amino acids)
Biological process (GO): calcium ion transmembrane transport; Golgi calcium ion homeostasis; manganese ion transmembrane transport
Cellular component (GO): fungal-type vacuole membrane; Golgi apparatus
Molecular function (GO): calcium ion transmembrane transporter activity; manganese ion transmembrane transporter activity
Source: RefSeq, a predicted model, not a curated record